Medicago truncatula (barrel medic) is the source of this 784-nucleotide messenger RNA. Its product is annotated as B-box zinc finger protein 21. Gene Ontology annotation, molecular function: zinc ion binding. The transcript has 2 exons. The coding region runs from base 41 to 715 and encodes 224 amino acids. Lineage: Eukaryota; Viridiplantae; Streptophyta; Magnoliopsida; Fabales; Fabaceae. Gene Ontology annotation, cellular component: nucleus. Gene Ontology annotation, biological process: photomorphogenesis; regulation of DNA-templated transcription. The record is from RefSeq and is a predicted model, not a curated record.
AAUAAGUGAAUGAUUCAGUAUCAUACGUACAUUUGAUAUUAUGAAGAUCCAGUGCGACGUCUGUAACAAACGGCAGGCUUCUUUAUUCUGCACCGCCGAUGAAGCUGCCUUAUGCUCCACCUGCGACCACCGUGUCCACCAUGCUAACAAACUCGCCUCCAAACACCGUCGCUUCUCUCUCGACCACCCUAAUUCUCCCAACCAUUUCCCUCUCUGCGAUAUUUGCCUCGAAAGAAGAGGUUUUGUUUUUUGUCAGGAAGAUAGAGCGAUUGUGUGCAAAGAGUGUGAUUUGAAGGUUCACGGUGUCAACGAACACACCAAGAAGCAUAAUAGGUUUCUUCUAAGUGGGAUCAAGCUGCACUCUCCUGCUCCUCCUCCCACUCUUCAUGAAGAAACUGGUAAUUUUACUAUAUCUGAGUACUUGAUAAACACUAUCCCAGGUUGGAAGUUUGAAGAUUUCCUUGAUUCCCCUUCUUCUUCUGUUCCCUCUCAUGAACUACAACACCAGAAUCAUAUAGUGCAUGAUGAUGCUAAUUAUCAUAUUCAUGAGGAAAAUAUUCUGGUUUCUUUCUCUAGCGAGAGCAUGCGUAGGAUCUGUGUUCCUCAAGCACCACUGUAUUAUUCUGAAAAAAUGGAUAACAGAUCAAACACCGUCAAUUUCAGCAGCAGUUUGGGGGAUUUCACAGUUCCACAGAUAACAAUCCCUCCCAAUUAACAUUGUCACAUCUUAUUAUAUAUAUAUAUCAACAAUGAUAUAGACAUAUCUUUAGAUUUCAUACAUUCA